Molecule: messenger RNA, 3520 nt
Organism: Pogona vitticeps (central bearded dragon)
Lineage: Eukaryota; Metazoa; Chordata; Lepidosauria; Squamata; Agamidae
Product: transducin-like enhancer protein 1
Biological process (GO): regulation of DNA-templated transcription; negative regulation of canonical Wnt signaling pathway
Cellular component (GO): transcription regulator complex; nucleus
Molecular function (GO): protein binding; transcription corepressor activity
Source: RefSeq, a predicted model, not a curated record
AAACAAGAGUAAGGGGUCUUACUGAAUAUUUUCUGGGAAAUAGAUAUAAAAUUUAAGUAAGGUGAGCAGGAGGAAAGAAGGGCCGUGUGUCUCUUGUAACUGGAAUUGCAGAAGUGAUGGGGUUCGGGGGGGUGUAGUUAGACUCCUUGUGGGUCAAGUUGAUUGCCACUUCAGGUGUUCCCAGUAGGAUUUCUGGGGUGUUUAAAGAGUGGGUUUUCCCAGCGCCACCCUCCGCUAAAUUUCCAUGGCGGAGCAGGGAUUGGAACCUGACUCUCCUGUGUGUUAGUCUGACCCUCUUUCUGUAUUGGCUCUCAGUGCAGACUUGGGGUUGACGUGCAUUUGUAUUCCUGAAAUCCUGGCCUCGAAUCGAAGGAUGAAGUCCCUCUGGUACAGACCCACUGAAUCAGUGGGGCUUCUCAAAGCCUUUGUUUUUAAAGAAGGCUCUGUGCUGUUGGCCGCUGUGUAUUCCCACAUUUGUCAACGGGACGUUUUAAAGAACCGAUACAGAAAGUGUGGGAAAAUUCUGGAGGCCCAGAUGUUUUGGACCACAAUUCCCAUCAGCCAAAGUCCUGGGCCCCCAAAUUCCCCCACUUCUGAGAAUGUGCAGAUACAGCUGGCCACAGAGUGAGGUCAGGAACCGCCCUCCACCUUUCUGGGUUGGACAGCCGCCUGCACCCUUCCAAAGCCAGGGGCCAAUCUGCCUCCUCUAAGGCAUUGGUGGACUACGUUUCCCAUCAACCCCAGCCAGAGAGGUUUGGAUUUUGGGAGGACGGGAUUGAAGGAGUCAAGUUGCCCGCUUUGCCUCAAGAUGGUCCUUCUUCUGACGUCCCGACGAAACAAGGAUGCCUGCCAAGAGCCUUUUUAGUGAAAAAGGCACAGAAGCGACUUAACAGAAACCUAUGGUUCUCAUUCAAGAAUGUUCCCCCAAAACCGGCCCCCGGCCCACCUCCAGGCACCCCCCGUCGUGACCGCUGCCGCCGCCAGCGUCGUUUCUGCCACCCCGCAGUCCCUGAAGCUCACUUACCCGGAGAUUCUGGACCGGAUCAAGGAGGAAUUCCAGUUCUUGCAAAACCAAUACCACAGCUUGAAGCUUGAGUGUGAGAAGCUGGCAACCGAAAAAACGGAGAUCCAGCGCCAUUAUGUCAUGUAUUACGAAAUGUCGUACGGGUUGAACAUAGAAAUGCAUAAACAGACAGAGAUUGCGAAGCGGCUCAAUGUCAUCUGUGCGCAGCUAAUCCCCUUCCUUUCUCAAGAGCAUCAACAGCAAGUGGUCCAGGCAGUGGAGCGAGCCAAGCAGGUGACUAUGGCUGAACUGAACGUGGCUAUCGGGCAUCAGCUGCAGGCGCAGCACCUCUCUCAUCAUGCGCCACCCAUCCCGCUAACCCCGCACGCCUCCAGCCUCCAGUCGGCCAGCCUUGCCACCCUCAGUGGGGCUUCGGGGCUGCUGGCCUUAUCCGGUGUGCUGGGUGCCCAGUCUCCGCUGGUUGCCAAAGACGACCGAGGAGUCCUGGACGCCGAUCUCAGAGAGAGAGACCCAGGCCCCAGUUCCUUAGCGCUAUCAAACGGGGAAAGAAUGCGUGCCAUUUCGGAGUACUUGAACAGCAGCAAAAAGAGGAAAACAGAGGAGAAAGAAUAUGGCACCGACUACGGCAGCGAUGGGGACAAGAGCGAGGAUAACCUUGUGGUCGAUGAGGACCCCGCUUCACCCCAUAGCAUCCACUCCUUCUCAUCACGGGAGAAUGGGGUGGACAAAGCCCCCCUCCCGAGGAAAGAGACGGCCCCGCUCAGCCCCACGUCCAUGGCAUCCUCCAGUAGCGCCUCCCCUCCCCGGACUACAAAGGAAAUGGCCACGGUGGAGAAAGCGGCCACCCCUGGUUUGAAGUCGAGCACCCCAACGUCACAAGGCGAAGGGCCGGCACCAGGUUCCUCCAGCACUAGCAGCAACACACCCCAGUUUCGCCCCGGAGUCGCAAAGCAAACGGUGGAGUCACUUGCCUUGAGCCUGCGCAACCCACUGACCGUCCAGAGCUCCUACCAGGCGGCGUUCAACGUGGCCCACGCCUCCGUCAAUGGCGACCUGGCUGGCGCAGGGGCCUACGCGGGACUGCACCUCAUGAGCCCGCAGCUCAACGGGGCCGCCGUGGUUGGGGCCACCGCUUACGGCCGGUCUCCGCUGGUUGCCUACGAUCCUCACUCCCAUUUGCGAGUCCCGGGCCUCUCGACAGGAAUGCCGACGCGGGUGUCGUCAGCGAAGCCGGCGUACUCCUUCCACGUGGGCGCCGACGGGCAGAUGCAGCCGGUUCCCUUCCCGCCCGACGCCCUCAUCGGCACCGGCAUCCCCCGGCACGCCCGCCAGCUCCACACCCUGAAUCACGGCGAGGUGGUCUGCGCCGUCACCAUCAGCAACUCCACCCAGCACGUCUACACGGGCGGAAAGGGAUGCGUGAAGGUGUGGGACGUGGCGCAGCCGGGCCCCAAAACCCCGGUGGCUCAGCUAGAUUGCUUGAACCGAGAGAACUACAUCCGGUCCUGUAAGCUCCUCCCGGACGGACGGAGCCUUAUCGUUGGCGGGGAAGCCAGCACCCUCUCCAUCUGGGACCUGGCCACCCCAACGCCGAGGAUCAAGGCGGAGCUGACCUCCUCGGCCCCCGCCUGCUACGCCUUGGCCAUCAGCCCGGACGCCAAGGUCUGCUUCUCCUGCUGCAGCGACGGCAACAUCGUGGUGUGGGACCUCCAGAACCAGACGCUGGUGAGGCAGUUCCAGGGGCACACCGAUGGCGCCAGCUGCAUCGACAUAUCCAACGACGGCACCAAACUCUGGACGGGGGGCUUGGACAACACCGUGCGGAGCUGGGACCUUCGGGAAGGCCGGCAGCUUCAGCAGCAUGACUUCAGCUCCCAGAUCUUCUCCCUGGGGUACUGCCCCACCGGCGAGUGGCUGGCCGUCGGGAUGGAGAGCAGCAACGUCGAGAUCCUCCAUGUGGCGAAGCCGGAGAAGUACCAGCUUCACCUCCACGAGAGCUGCGUCCUGUCCCUCAAGUUUGCCUCUUGCGGGAAAUGGUUUGUAAGUACUGGAAAAGACAAUUUGUUAAAUGCUUGGAGGACACCUUAUGGGGCCAGUAUAUUCCAGUCAAAAGAAUCAUCCUCCGUCCUCAGCUGUGACGUCUCCAUGGAUGAUCAGUUCAUCGUCACCGGUUCUGGGGACAAGAAAGCGUCGGUCUACGAGGUCAUGUAUUGAGGCCAAUCAGCGCCUGCGUCAAAGCUGAAACCUUUUCUUCCCAGCCAAAGAAUCCGUUUUACAGAAAACCUCUCUCCAGACUGAGGAGGACAAGGGGAGGUUCCCCAUAAAUCCAGGAAAGAGACAGGCUUUUCCAGCUAAAGAUGAUGGAAGAGAAGAAGACAAAUCUUCAAGAGGACUCUUGACCUUUGUUCCUUGUUUGUAUUUUGAAGGGGAGCUGAAGGUGGUCUGUCUUUCGUGUGGGUGUGCGUGCGCGUUUAAAUCCAAUCUCCUUGGAACGGU